AUGCAAAAAGAUGUUCUUACGGGCAUUUCUAAUGGAGAAUAUAAUUUAAUAUUCUCUUCACCUGAAUCCGUACUGAAACCAUUCUGGAAGAAGGUCUUCCUUGGAAGUAUUUGGCAGUCUCGUUUGUGUAUGAUAUAUGUGGACGAAACACACUGUAUUUCUGAAUGGGGGAAUUUUCGGACAGACUAUCAAUCAUUGCAUGAACUGAGAAGCUUUUACAGUGCACCCGUAAUGGCACUGACAGCAACCUUCACACAGAAGGUGAAGGAUGACAUCAUGGAAACGUCGCAGUUGACAGAUGCUGACACAGAUAUUAUAUUCAAGUCGCUGGAUAGACCAAACAUCUUCAUUGAAAUAAGAAAAAGGGACAGUACUGAUUUUGAAAUUUCACUAAAAUGGCUCAUUGAUUAUAUCAGGGAAAACGGAGUAAAUUCAAAGAAAAUCGUAGUUUACUGCAGGUCAAUUGAUAGGGUGUCCGAUUUAUUCUUGUGUUUAAAAGACAACCUUGCAUUACAUGCAUAUGCAAAUCAGGAGAAAAAGGCAAGUAACCUGCUUGUGGAAAUGUUCCAUAAGAGUACAUCUGAAGACUCCAAAGAACGCAUCCUGGAAGAGUUUAAACGGGAAGACAGCAGAAUCCGAUGUUUAAUUGCUACUGUCGCAUUAGGUAUGGGACUGGACAUCAGGGACAUAGACCUUGUUAUUCAUAUUGGAUGUCCGAAAUCAGUGUUGUCCUAUUGGCAAGAAGCUGGCAGAUGCGCUAGGAAUGGCAGAGAUGGAUUCAGUUUUAUUUUAUAUGAUAACUUCACUUGUCGUUUAAAACCACCGGCAAAUGUAUACGCGAUAUCAUAA
This is a messenger RNA of Mytilus californianus (California mussel), 849 nucleotides long. Its product is annotated as ATP-dependent DNA helicase RecQ-like. Gene Ontology annotation, cellular component: nucleus; cytoplasm; chromosome. NCBI's taxonomy places the organism in Eukaryota, Metazoa, Mollusca, Bivalvia, Mytilida, Mytilidae. The record is from RefSeq and is a predicted model, not a curated record. Gene Ontology annotation, molecular function: four-way junction helicase activity; 3'-5' DNA helicase activity. Gene Ontology annotation, biological process: double-strand break repair via homologous recombination.